UUAUCUUUAAUUUCAGGUCCAAAAUUCUGGGAGAAAUUUAUCCACGUUUUUCCAUUUAUCCAAAUGUCUCUAGGCAAGUCGGAGGAGGAGUUAUUGAAACCAGUUGAAACUCCGAGUCCUGUCAAAUAUGUCCUAUGUUCAACAGGGCAAUCACCGCCAGCAAAUGCUGUUCAAGGUGGAUAUGAUAACGGACCAUCUUACCACGGGAGAGGAAUUGUUUCUGGGAAAAAUAUUCCAGGCAAGGUCGGAGUAGAUUCGCCUAGAAAUGGCGGUUUGAAAGGGGCGUGCAUUCCUUACGGAUCAAAAGAGCACCGCGUCCACACAUUCGAGGUGCUCACAUCAACAUUGAAAACAUCCUAUGUGAGAUGCAAAACUGGUGACAAGCCACCAAAAAAUGCUAUGGAAGGAGGCUACGAUGGAGGUCCUUCAUACCAUGCAAGGGGCGUAGUUGCAGGAAAGAUGAUUCCUGGAAAAGUUGGAGUGGAUAAGAAAUACGAUGGGAAUCUUAAGGGAGCAUGCAUCCCCUACGGUAGCAAGGAGCACCGCAUUCACGAUUUUGAAGUUCUUGUUUUAAAUGAUGAUGAGAUAAUAAAUGAUGAUGAGAUAAUCCGUGUCGAAUACAAAGUUGACGAAGCAAAAAUGCUUUCUACGACUCCGAAGGUAAUCGCAAAACAGACAAAUCAUAACGCCAGUACUAUCAACCAGAGUAUGGAAUUCUGGUUUGAUGAGACAAUUACCAAAAGUUUUUCAUUUUCGCAUCAAGCUGGGGCAACAAUUUCCGUUGGAACAAAAUUUAAAUGUGGCAUUCCAAUGGUGGGCGAAGGAGAAGCGAAUGUCGUUGUGACCGGUUCUUACUCCCACAGUUGGGGAACAUCCGGUUCAAAUGCCAAAAAGUAUUAUGCUAAGUUUCCUGUUAUGGCAGGACCUCAUUCCACAGUUGUUUGUAACGCAGUGGUGAACGAGACCAAGAUGGAUGUUCCUUAUACAAUCUACUUCAAAUCUGGGAAGACGUCAAGCGGACUAUGGAAAGGAUUUUCUACAUGGGGCUUGAAAGCAACUUACGAAGAGACCAAGGACUAAAGCAUGGCUUUUAAAAUCACUUAACAAAUUUAAACGGUCUAAACUAGAAACAGCGUAAAAGCAAGACAAUAUAUCUAGUUUGACUGCAUCUAUGUAGUAGCUAUUUAGUGGGUAUCACUUGCAAC
Dendronephthya gigantea is the source of this 1205-nucleotide messenger RNA. RefSeq lists its product as uncharacterized. The record is from RefSeq and is a predicted model, not a curated record. Bases 64 to 1080 code for a protein of 338 amino acids. The transcript is spliced from 2 exons. Lineage: Eukaryota; Metazoa; Cnidaria; Anthozoa; Malacalcyonacea; Nephtheidae.